This is a messenger RNA of Nestor notabilis (Kea), 2985 nucleotides long. RefSeq names its product fibulin-2-like. Gene Ontology annotation, molecular function: calcium ion binding; peptidase activator activity. The transcript is spliced from 17 exons. The annotation marks the transcript as partial. Lineage: Eukaryota; Metazoa; Chordata; Aves; Psittaciformes; Psittacidae. Gene Ontology annotation, cellular component: extracellular region. The record is from RefSeq and is a predicted model, not a curated record. Gene Ontology annotation, biological process: extracellular matrix organization.
UUCUUCAAAUACCUGUUUUACAUCUUCAUAAGUGAUCUGGAUGCUGGGAUCAAAUGCACCCUGAUGAAGUUUGUCAAUGACACCAAGCUGAGUGGGCAUGCAGCACAGGCUGGGAUCUCCCGGGAUUUGGAACAGCUCUGUGGAAAGGGAGCUGGGGGUCUUGGGGGAUACAAGCUCAAUGGGAAUGAUCAGUGUGCAGCUGCAGCAAAGAAAGCCGACAGGAUGCAGGGUUACAUCAACAGGGGCAUCACCAGCAAAGAUAAAGAUGUCACUGUUCCACUCUGCUCAGUGCUGGUCAGGCCACCCCUGGAAUACUGGGCUCGGUUUUGGUCCCUGCUGUACAGAAAACAUGUGGAUGGGCUGGAGAGGGUCCAGAGAAGGGCCACAAAGAUAAUUGAGGACUGGACAGCAUGUUCCACGAAGGAAUUGAUUGAGAGCUGCUGUGGAGCUGGCCAGCAGUGGGCUAUAGACAACGGGGAGUGCACGGAAAUCCCUGUCAGUGGGAUGGAUGGUGACAUUUGCAGGAUUGCUCAGAAGCAGUGCUGCGUCUCCACUGUGAAGGAGAACAGCUGCCUGGCUGGCAUGAUCGCUGCCAAGGAGGGAGAUGUGUGCGGGCCAGAGGAAGGGGAUCCCUGUGGAGGAUCAGCAUACAAGCAAUGCUGUGACUGCUGUAAUCUGGGCCUGCGACUGAGGAGUGAGGGGAAAUCCUGUGAGUCCAGCAUCAAUCUGGGCUACCCCUGCAGCCAUGUGAUGCUGUCCUGCUGUGAAGGGGGAGACCACUUCAUCCAUCCAGAAAUAAAAAGGCAACCUGAACCUCUGCCAACAGUGACACCUGAGAAGGUUUCAGAGACAGAAGAUCACAAUGAAGCUUUGUCUAUCAAUAAUGAAGCUGAGUUGUCAAAUAACCUGCCUGGAGAUGACCUGGAUGAAUGUCUUAUCUAUGGUGGGGAGCUCUGCCAGCAUUUGUGUAUAAACACUGUGGGGUCCUACAAGUGCUCGUGUUUUCCAGAAUUCAGUUUGCAAGAGGAUGGGACCAGCUGCUCUCCAGAUCUUGACAGAGGACAGGUGGCAAGGCUGGAAGCAGGAGCCACCAUCCCUCCGGUAGCCUCUCCUUCUCAGCCUCUUCGCAUUGUGUCCUUAGAAGAAGAGCAGGAUAAGUGUAAAGAGAACGGCCCCUGCAAACACAUCUGCAAUGUCGUGGAAGGAAACGUUGUGUGCUCUUGUUUGUCUGGAUAUACGAUCAUGGCUGAUGGGAUUUCUUGUGAAGACAUUAACGAAUGUGUGACCGACACGCACACCUGCCAGCGGAGAGAGCACUGCCUUAACACGGUGGGAUCAUUCAAAUGUCUCCAGGAACUGAGCUGUCAGCCAGGUUAUGAACUGAAGGAUGGAGAAUGUGUUGAUAUUGAUGAGUGCGAGAGGGGAACUCACAGUUGUAAGGUAAACUUCGUUUGUCAGAAUACAGAAGGAUCAUUCUACUGUGAGUCAAAGCAGCGCUGCAUGGAUGGAUUUUUACAAGACCCUGAGGGAAACUGCGUUGAUAUUAAUGAAUGCACAUCUCUAUCUGAGCCAUGUAAACCAGGAUUCAACUGCAUCAAUACUGUUGGGUCUUACACCUGCCAAAGGAACAUACUGACAUGCAGCAGGGGCUACCACUCCAACGAGGAGGGAACGCGAUGUGUCGAUGUGGAUGAAUGUCAAACUGGUGUGCAUCGUUGUGGUGAAGGGCAGAUUUGUCAUAACCUGCCUGGGGCUUACCGCUGUGACUGCAAGAUGGGGUUUCAGUACGAUGCCUUCAGCAGGGGCUGCAUUGAUAUAAAUGAGUGCUGGAACUACCCUGGACGCCUGUGUCAGCACACAUGUGAGAACACCCCUGGGUCCUACCAUUGCACUUGUUCUUCUGGUUUCCGCUUGUCCUAUGAUGGGAAGCACUGUGAAGAUGUGAAUGAAUGUGAUACUAGUCCCUGCAGCCAGGAGUGUGCCAAUGUUUAUGGUUCCUAUCAGUGUUACUGCAGGCAAGGUUUCCAGCUAGCAGAAGAUGGGCAUUCUUGUAAAGAUAUUGAUGAGUGCACACAGAGUGCAGGCAUUCUUUGUACUUUCCGCUGCGUGAAUGUUCCUGGUAGUUAUCAGUGUGCUUGUCCUGAGCAGGGAUAUACCAUAGCAGCCAACGGAAGAACCUGUCGAGAUAUCGAUGAAUGUGCAAUAGGAACCCACAACUGCUCAGCUGCAGAGACUUGCUAUAACAUCCAGGGCAGCUUCCGCUGCCUGUCCUUCGAGUGCCCUUCCAACUACAGAAAAGUGUCUGACAUGAGGUGUGAACGAAUCAGUUGUUACAACUAUCUGGACUGCCAGAACACUCCAGUGCGCAUCACCUACUACCAGCUGAACUUCCAAACCAACAUCGUGGUCCCAGCUCACAUUUUCCGUAUUGGACCAUCACCUGCCUAUGCUGGAGACAACAUAAUCCUUACUAUUAUCAAGGGAAAUGAAGAAAACUACUUCAGCACUCGAAGGCUGAACUCGUACACGGGCAUCGUCUAUCUUCAGCGACAAGUGAAAGAGCCUAAAGACUUUUUGCUGGAUGUGGAAAUGAAACUGUGGCGUCAGGGAACAUACACCACUUUUCUUGCCAAAAUUUACAUUUUCAUCACAGCUCAUGCGUACUGAAGCAUGUAUUGACAUUGGAUUUUAUUGGUGCUAUGCUCUUUAGCUGUUCUACCAAAGCUUAAUCCUGUUGAACUGGCAUUUCAUGUAUUUAGCCUUUAUAUUAUUUUUCUAUCAUUGCUUUAAACUUUUUUAUUGGUUUUGUAAAUUAAGUUAAUUUUUAUCUUUUGUGUUUUGUUUUCUUAAGCAGUUCUUUACAUCAUAGUUUGACAAGGAACAAAGGAAGGGUUACAGAGGCAGCACAUACAUUGUGUUCAAUGCUGGAACCUUUUCUCAGCAAUGAUUUUUAGGUUUAGCCACAUCUGCAGGGUAUUGCACUAG